GGUGCUCCUCGCGCUAGCUGUCAGGCAGGCGUGGAUGGUGAUGGCAGCUGGAGUCGCUUGGGUUGUGGGUGCUUGGUGGGGUGUUUUCCUCCUCUGCCGUCGGGGCCAGGGUGAGGACCAGGUCCCGGGGCUGGAUCGCUCAACCUCUGCCCACUGCGGGCCAGGAGAAUUCCUGCACCAGGAGGCCAACGUCUUACGCUGCUGUAGCCUGUGCAACUCGAGUAAGGCAUGCCCAUCUCAUCAGCUGAGGGCCUGCACCUGUGCCAUGCCUGGAGAGUUCUGCGAGGAUUCUGAAUGUAAAAGCUGCAUGAAGCAUACGUGCUCCCCCGGUCAGCAGGUCCUCAUCCACGGGAAGUUUGUUUUUGGCUUCACUUGCGAGGACUGUGAAGAUGGCACCUAUUCGGAUGGCAUUGAUGGCAAAUGUCUGCCCUGGACUGAUUGUGCCAGGGAGGGAUUUCUCACUGUCCGUCCGGGAAACAGAACCCAUAAUGUGCUGUGUGGCAUGGCUCCACUUCCAGGAACAGGCCUCUCCAAUUCCUACAGCAUGCCCUUGGCCAUCCUGACAGGCUUAGCUACGAUUACCUUUGUGCUUGUCAUUAUCCAGCUGGCCCUCCACAUCUUGUGGGUGAAAAAGGAACCCUUCACCAAGGACAGAGCUUUAAGAUGUACAAAUCUGUUACUGUUCAUCCUUCAUUCUCAAAGAGGACCAACGACAUUGCAAGGGUGAUGUCUUGACUCCCAGGCGAAUUGGAUCGAAGUGAGGCAGGGCUGUGCAAAGUCACCAGCCUCACCCUCUUCCAGCAGUGUCGGAGUCCAGUGGCGAGAUGUAAGUCAGGACGACUGUAGAUGUCCCCAAAUGCGGUGGGGAACCUUGGCCUUUGUAAGCUAAAGUCUUUCCUUUGGAACUGGGUGAAGAGCCUGGAGUCCGGGACCUUAGACGGUCAAUGAAAGGGCAUAGACAUGUUUAAUCUGGAGAAGAGAAGGCAGACUGGGGCAAAUACUCCAAAGACAAUACAGUGGAAGAGGAUUAGAUUCGCUUUGCCAGGAAGGCUGGGUGGAAGUUCCUAAGAAGCCAGUUUAGAGCUGACGUAAAGGAAAAUAAAGCAAACUUUUUUUUUUGGACUAGACUUGUGCUUUCACUGUUAAAGAGCUCUCCUGGUGAAGAAUUUCUCUGCAUCAUUGAUGUGCAGGUUGACACUUGCUCAGGAACUUGGGGAGAGAGAGUUGCCCAGCAAUGUGGGACGUCCCAGAGAAGAGUGGGCUGCCUUGACGUUCCCAGUCAUAUCAGGUCUGCGAGCAGAGACUGGAUAAUCACAGUUUGACUCUCCGUGACCCCAUCUGGGGUUUUCUUGGCAGAGAUACUGGAGUGGUUUGCCGUUUCCUUCUCCAGCUC
Molecule: messenger RNA, 1393 nt
Organism: Phascolarctos cinereus (koala)
Lineage: Eukaryota; Metazoa; Chordata; Mammalia; Diprotodontia; Phascolarctidae
Source: RefSeq, a predicted model, not a curated record